Molecule: messenger RNA, 1494 nt
Organism: Talaromyces atroroseus
Lineage: Eukaryota; Fungi; Ascomycota; Eurotiomycetes; Eurotiales; Trichocomaceae
Exons: 7
Coding region: 1-1494 (497 amino acids)
Molecular function (GO): FAD binding
Source: RefSeq, a predicted model, not a curated record
AUGCGCCAAUCUCCGACAACUCUCGCAAAGGCGAUUGUAUUGACAGCCCUGGCAACUUUCGCAACAGCCAAUAUUUGCUCAACAGUAAAGAAUGAAACAGGCGCUGUCUCAGGGCCUUUGACGAUUGCUUACGAAGCAGAGCUGCAGGACUACUGGUCAGAGGCAUGCUCGGCACUGCGCCCAUUAUGCAUAGUCUUUCCUACUAGUGCUGAGGAUGUGUCUAAAAUUAUUAUCACCUUACAGGGAACUGAUGAUUUGUUCCAGAUUAAAUCUGGCGGCCACAUGCCGAAUAAUGGAUUCUCAAGUAUUGAGGGUGGACUGCUGAUUGCGACUAAGGAUUUAAAUAGUGAUGUCGUGUACGAUGCGGAUACACAGACAGCCAAGAUUGGACCGGGCCUUACAUGGUCUGAGACACAGGAUGGACUCAAUGGAACAGGCAUGGCGGUCGUUGGCGGAAGACUGGGUGGCGUAGGUGUUGGAGGGUAUAUACUGGGCGGUGGACUGAGUUUCCUGAGCUCUCAAUAUGGCUGGGCUGCGAAUAAUGUCGUUGACUUCGAAGUUGUUCUAGCUAAUGGAACGAUCACUCAUGCAAACAAUUCAACUAAUACAGACUUGUUCGCAGCCUUGAAAGGUGGUGGUAACAAUUUCGGUAUCGUCACUCAGUACACUCUGCAAACACAUCCUAUUUCUAACCAGGUCUGGGGUGGUGUCUGGACAUUCUCAUACGAAUCCUCCUCUCAAGUCCUUCAAGCAAUCCGCGACUUCACCGAAUAUUACCCCGAUGACAAGGCAGCUAUUAUCCCGACAUGCGAGCACACAGCACUUUUCACUACAUGGUUCGUUUUUGCGUUCUAUGAUGGACCCACGCCUCCAGAUGGAAUCUUCAACAAUUUCACGGAUAUUGGGCCAUUGACGGACACAACGCAAACAUUCGAUUCGUAUUAUGAUUUGCUACAAAGCAAUGACGCAUAUGAUUUGCACGGCCAACGCUACGGCAUCGCAACGGAGACGACACCUUUGCCCAAUGCAACUGUCGGCUUGGAAGUAAUGACAACUCUGUUCGAAAUAUUCUACAAUACUACUGAGGAGGUGAUCGGUGAUUUGGCCAUGAUCGGGACCAUCGCAUUCCAGCCUAUGCCGCGCACAAUUACGAGCAAAGCACUUGCUUUGGGAGGUGAUUUGCUCUCCUUCCCCGACACAACCGACUAUAUAAUCAUGGAGCUCGACAUCUCGCAUUUCCUAGCCAGCGACGACAACUCCACCGAAGCGGCUCUACAGGCAGAAUAUACCGCAUUGAACAAUCAGAUCCAAAAAUUCAUCAGCGAGGGCGUAUUGGCCGAUGUAUAUAGGCCGCUGUUCAUGAAUGAUGCUCAUGGCACACAGGAUUAUUGGGGCAGGAUUUCUACUGCUGACCGGGCAAGGGCUACAAGGGAGAAGUACGACCCGGAGAUGUUUUGGCAGAAUAGAACCAGUGGUGGCUUUAGACUUGGGUGA